Mesitornis unicolor (brown roatelo) is the source of this 433-nucleotide messenger RNA. RefSeq names its product voltage-dependent N-type calcium channel subunit alpha-1B-like. Gene Ontology annotation, molecular function: high voltage-gated calcium channel activity. Gene Ontology annotation, biological process: calcium ion import across plasma membrane; chemical synaptic transmission. The record is from RefSeq and is a predicted model, not a curated record. The transcript has 3 exons. Lineage: Eukaryota; Metazoa; Chordata; Aves; Mesitornithiformes; Mesitornithidae. The annotation marks the transcript as partial. Gene Ontology annotation, cellular component: voltage-gated calcium channel complex; membrane; neuronal cell body.
GAUUCUAGCAACUGCUGGGACUGACUUUGACCUGCGCACCCUGCGAGCUGUCCGAGUGUUACGACCCCUGAAGCUUGUGUCGGGAAUCCCAAGCUUGCAGGUUGUCCUCAAGUCCAUCAUGAAGGCGAUGGUGCCAUUGCUUCAGAUCGGGUUGCUCCUCUUCUUUGCCAUCGUGAUGUUUGCCAUCAUCGGGCUGGAGUUUUACAUGGGGAAGUUUCACAAAACCUGCUUCUCUAAUGAGACGGGUGAUGAGGUGGGAGAUUUUCCUUGUGGAGAGGAGCCUCCUGCCAGGCAGUGCGAGAGCGGGACUACCUGCAGGGAGUACUGGCAAGGACCCAACUAUGGCAUCACCAACUUUGACAAUAUCCUCUUCGCUGUGCUCACCGUCUUCCAGUGCAUCACCAUGGAGGGAUGGACCGACAUCCUCUACAAU